GUGUUUUGUCUUUUGGAUUUUUUUUGCUUUAUUUCGCUGGCUGAGCAGAGUGGCGUGGAGUAGUGCAUUGUUGUCUAAAGAGCUACCAUAGCUAGCAAUUGUAAGAAGCAGCCAGGUGCAGUUGCUGCUGUUAUUACUAACACUACUUACUGCAAAGCUUACCACAUUAAGAAUGCUUGUUGUACUGGUUCAGUUCUUUAACGUGCGUUCACCACGACGGUCAUAAUUAAAUAAAAAUUAUACCAAUACAAAAAAUCACAAAAAAAUUGCACUGUUUUUCCUCUUGCAUUCGUUUCCACCCAGCAGCGAACCAAUAACAGCAGUGAGAUUUUAUUUUGCGUCUAUUGAGAAUAAUUUUUAUAAAAAAUUAGUACAAAGAAAUCUUGAUUUUUGUAUUACUUAAAACAAAAUCAACAAGCCAAAAAAUAACCUAUACAUACAUAAAGUUUUUAAAAGUUUAUACUAAAUUGUAUAUUUAAUAAACUAAUUCAUCAACAUCAUCAUUUAGCAGCAUUAAAGAAAGUAGAAAGAAAGAAAAAAAAAACCGGAAACGAUAAAACAUUUAAUAAUCACAUUGCAUUUUCCUGCUAACAAAAAACACAAAAAGCUAAUGUUUUGUGCUUGAUUAAGAUCAUGGCCAAUACUACUACUACAACUGCAACAAACAAAGAGAGCCCCAGUCGUGAAUCUACAAAUUCCUCCUCGGCGCGCUUAUCUUUACUCACCGAUGCCGAAUCUUUGACCCGUGAUUACAGUUUGGGUAGCCUGAAUUCGUCCGUCAGCCAAGAUGAGUUCUUUCGCUGUCGCGAUCAUGCGGAAAGUGUCCUCAAACGUAUGCAAUUAUAUUUGGAAAAUCAACAGCUCUGUGAUGUUGUUCUAAUAGCUGGCAUUGAUGGUCGUAGAGUGCCUGCCCAUCGUCUAGUAUUAUCAGCUUCUAGUGCCUACUUUUCGGCCAUGUUUACUGGAUCUUUGCGUGAAACCAAAGAGGAAGAAGUAACACUAGGCGAAGUACACGGAGAUGCAUUACAAAUACUAGUUCAAUACUGUUAUACGGGCUUUAUUGAGCUAAGAGAGGACACAGUCGAAACUCUAUUGGCCACAGCAUGUCUUUUGCAAUUAAAUGCCGUGGUAACAGCCUGUUGUAACUUUUUAGCUAGACAAUUACAUCCUUCAAAUUGUUUGGGAUUUGCAUUUUUCGCCGAGCAACAAAGUUGCAAUACACUCUUAAGAUUGGCCAAAGCCUAUACUUGUCAGCAUUUUAUGCAGGUGUGUAAAAAUCAAGAGUUUUUCCAAUUAAAUGGCGAACAAUUGGGCAAAUUAUUGGCUAGCGAUGAUCUCAAUGUACCCUCAGAACAGGAUGUUUUCCAUAGUUUAAUGUCGUGGAUACAACAUGAUCCGUCAGCACGAGAAAAACACAUUCCUGAACUAUUAGCGUUGGUAAGAUUGCCUUUACUGCAGCCGUCCUUUAUAAUGGAUCAUGUGGAGAGUGUUUGCGCCUCAAAUGAAUGUCAACAAUUGGUAAUGGAAGCUUUAAAAUGGCAUUUAUUACCCGAAAGAAGAUCAUUAAUUGCGUCAGAACGUACAAAACCCAGAAAAUCCACGGUGGGCAGACUGUUGGCGGUGGGUGGUAUGGAUGCUCACAAGGGAGCCAUUAGUAUUGAAAGCUAUUGUCCACGUUUAGAUAAAUGGACUGUGUGGAAAAAUAUGUCUGCUCGUCGUUUGCAAUUUGGCGUGGCUGUUAUGAAUGAUAAGUUAAUUAUUGUGGGUGGUCGUGAUGGCCUUAAAACCCUUAACACAGUAGAGAGUUUAGACUUGAAUACUUUGGCCUGGGCCCCUUUAAAUCCAAUGGGAACUCAUCGCCAUGGUUUAGGUGUUGCUGUUUUGGAAGGUCCUCUAUAUGCGGUCGGUGGUCAUGAUGGCUGGAGUUAUCUGAAUACGGUAGAAAGAUGGGAUCCUGUGGCACGCACUUGGAGUUAUGUAGCUCCUAUGUAUUCUAUGCGUUCUACUGCUGGUGUGGCUGUUUUGGGUGGACGUUUGUAUGUUGUGGGAGGUCGUGAUGGUUCGGUUUGUCAUAGAUCUAUAGAAUGUUAUGAUCCGCAUACUAAUAAAUGGACUAUGCGUGCUCCCAUGAAUAAACGUAGAGGUGGUGUUGGUGUUGCUGUUGCUCAUGGUUUUAUUUAUGCACUGGGAGGUCAUGACUGUCCAGCCAGUAAUCCUUCAGUUUGCCGUACCGAUACAGUCGAAAGAUAUGAUCCUGGUACAGACACCUGGACUUUGAUUUGUUCCUUAAGUAUUGGUAGAGAUGCAAUAGGUUGUGCUUUAUUAGGUGAUCGUUUAAUGGCCGUUGGUGGUUAUGAUGGUAAUCACUAUUUAAAAACGGUAGAGGAAUAUGAUCCAGAAGCAAAUGAAUGGACGCAAGUAUCAUUAUUGACAUUUAGUCGUGCUGGAGCGUGUGUCGUGGCCAUUCCAAAUAUAAUACCCCCAUCUGCACCUAUGCCCAGUUCUACAAAGCAAUGGAAACCAGUGAGAUUGAAUCCUAGUUGCUAUCGUCGUACUGUGGAAUUUGUGGAUUAUUAUAAUCUAUAAGAUGCAUAUAUAUACACACACACAAAUAUACACAUAAUUACAAAUAUGUUUUUCACUACAUCACCAAACAACUUUAAAAACUAUCACUGCACAUUAGGGCUAAAAUUUUGAUAACACUCUGAGAAUUGGAAAAUGAGCGUUUUAUUUAAAAGAAAUUUCUCUUUGGAAUUGUAAUUAUAUUCAAAAUGAUUUAUAAUUGUUAUAAUUUUAAAAUAAAUUUCUGAAAAAAAUGCA
Lucilia cuprina (Australian sheep blowfly) is the source of this 2820-nucleotide messenger RNA. Its product is annotated as kelch-like protein 5. The record is from RefSeq and is a predicted model, not a curated record. The transcript is spliced from 8 exons. Bases 634 to 2586 code for a protein of 650 amino acids. Gene Ontology annotation, molecular function: protein binding. Lineage: Eukaryota; Metazoa; Arthropoda; Insecta; Diptera; Calliphoridae.